Molecule: messenger RNA, 3446 nt
Organism: Moneuplotes crassus
Lineage: Eukaryota; Ciliophora; Spirotrichea; Euplotida; Euplotidae
Source: the annotation of a GenBank genome assembly
AUGAGCGCAGCGAUGGAUAUAGGCAAAGCAAAUAAAGAGAAAGAAAGAUAUAACAAGAUCAGGACACAGAAAAUGAAGGCUAAGAAAGGAUUCUUGACUCUUGGCUAUGGCUUCGUGGCUUAUUUUAACUUUUUAGAAUUCAUUAUACUGAUAUUUACAGCUCUAACGCUUCUUUCUCUACCCUCAUUUUACUUUUAUUGGAACUUCAGAGAGGUUCAAGAUGAGAAUAUUGGAUGGAUGAACAAAUUAUCUAUGGGAAAUCUGGGAUACUCUCAUGCAUUAUGUAGAGACGUCCACCUUGGAGUUGGCAAGUUAACCCUUAGUUGAUCCACAGGAGUCAUAAAAGAUGUAGUCUCCUUUGGGAUUAUCCCAGAGAACUCAAAAACACUCGAUGCUUGCCUUCCAACAGAAGAAACUGAAGUCUGAAGUUCAGUUCUAAAUGAAGAUGAACUAACUGAAAUUAUCAACCAUGAAUGCUUGGAUAAAAAGCUCUGCACGUUGGAUGUGAGCUCUUAUGUGAACCAAACUAUCGAUCAAAAUCCAGUUUGAACAGGAACAGAGGCUCGGUUUUAUACCCAAGUAUUUUGCAAAGCUUUAGAUGAAGAAGAAAUAGAGGCUCGAAAAUCAAUCCAAUUUAUCCUUAUCUGGACCACUAUAAUCUCAGCAUUGUUGUACUUCAUUGGUUUUGAGUUUAUUGAUAGCUAUGCAGAGUCCAAGCUAGAAGAGUACGAUCAGAUCACCACCACAACAUCGGAUUUUACAGCAAUUUAUAAAAUACCUCCUGCUUUAUAUGAGAACUUUAGGCAAAAUAUAUACCCACAGUUAAAUGACAAUAUGCAAAGAACACGGAAAAAGACGCUUGCGCCUAUAAUGGCAUUCAAAGGGUUCCUUAUUGAUGGGAUCGUAAGGCAGCUCAGCGAUGAUGACCCUGAAGGCUCUCGUCCUGUUUUCAGCACUGGUGAGAAGGACCAUCCUUCCUUCAUUCAUGGUGAAUUUAACAAAGACAUAAAAGUUAACCAGGACGCUCAAGAUAACGACUUCUUCGGUUUAGAUAACAGACGACGUGAAAAUCUUUCUGAAAUCGGCAACCACAGAUUUGUAGAAGUUGAAGUGAAGAUGAAACAGGAUGAAAGUCACAACCCAACACCUAAGGAAGCCCCAAUCAUGACUAAAAAGGCCACCGUGAAACGAUCAACCAGCACCAGAAGUGAAAAGCUUAAGCUUAAUAAAUAAGCGGACUGAGUUCAUCAGCAGGAAAGGCUCCAAGGGAAAUCUUGAAGAUUACUUCAGUAAGACUAAGGAUAUAGAGAUUGCUGACAUUCAUUUCUCCUUUAAGAACAGGGAGGUCCUUCACUUGUUAGGUGAAAGAGGCAAAGCUAUUCUAGAUAAUAAUCAUGAAAUGAAAGUUUUGAUCCAAAAUGAGAUCCUCACUCUUAUCAAGAAGGAUUAUGAAAUAUACACUACCCCUGUUUGAGCCUUUAUCACUUUUGCAAAUGAAGAGUCUUAUUUGAGGGCAACAGAGUUGAACAAAGUCCGGAUCGGAAACAAGAGUUACUACAAAAAGCACUGGCAGGGGCAUCCUUUGUACUUCAAACCAGCAUUAGAGCCAUCCUCGAUCUUAUGGGAAAACCAAUAUGUGCCUCAGAGUGAGAAAGCCUGGAAAAUAAUUAUAUCUCUUAUGGUUGUAUUCUUGAUUCUAUUCGCUUCUUUUGUCUUCCUAUUCUAUGCUCAAAAAGAAAUUUAUGACUACAUGAACGUCUACCCAUAUAUCGAUUGAGAUUCCAUCGUGAAGACCUAUGGAGACUCUCUUGAACAUUAUGGAGUGCUAGAAUGGGUAUAUCUGAAAGAAACUCUUCACAGCAAAGAUCUUACCUCAAGUACUGGAACACUUAGCUGAUUCUGAAACCAGCAUUCUUUAAAGCACGGAGUCUUAGCAACCAUGAAAUCCCAGCAUUACACUAUUAAUAAGGAAGAUGUAUUUGUAGGAGGGCAUAUUUGAUACGACUGGCAAUCAGGAAAGACCUUAGUUACCUUCUUGGAUAUCAUCAUUACUCUCUUCAUCUGAUUCGCAGAUAUAAUCCUUCGAAAUAUCGUAGUGAUUUUAAUAAGAUGGGUUAACUUCAGAAGUAUGAAUAUAGAAUCAGCUACUAUCCAAGUUAUCCUCUUUGUAUCCCAAUAUCUCAACAAUGGACUCUCCUUGAUGCUCGUGGGGAUUAACUGAGAUGAGCUACUUGGAAUUAGGAUCUUUUUCCUUGAUGGAAGAUACCCAGAUUUUACAAACAGAUGGUUUAAUGAGCUUUCAAAUUUCUUCAUCACUCCAAUGUAUAUCAACAUUUUUGUUCCUUUCAUUGAAUUUGGGAUACUCUAUCUCAUCUACAUAAUCAAGAAAAGACUUGACAAAGGAUGGACCCAAAAUAUUUAUUCGACUAAAUGAAAGUCAAUGGGACAGUACAUAAACAAAAUGUCCGGACCCACAAAUGACAUCUUUGACGGUUAUUCUUAUAUAAUGGUGAUAAUCUGGAUAAACAUGUAUUUUGGAGUUGGACUUCCUUUACUGUUCCCCUUGACUUUAAUCUCUGCUAUUAUAACAUAUGCAUUUGAAAAGAUCAAGACAGUUUAUUGGUACAAGAAAUCAUCCAUGCUUAAUGACAGACUUAACAAGAAUGCAAUCAAGACUUGUAAGUGGGCAGUAAUCCUCUACUGAUUUGCUGGCUAUUGGUUCCUUACGAACAAGCAGAUUUUCUACGAUGAAGUGACUGCAAAGUCAAAGCGGAGUGAUAUUGUGAUUACAAAUCAUACCUAUGGGACAAUAGAGAUAGAUCAGAGUUUUCCAUUGCUAAUGGUUUUCUUUAUACUUUUAGCUUAUAUGAUAUUUCACUCAAUAUACUCUUCUGUUAGUUCACUCAUAAAGACAGACACUAUGAACCAGUACUUACGUAGUGUAGAAGAUCUUUUCACCUACUACGACAGUUUGGACCAGCACGAUCUUAAAACCCUCGUGUUAGAAGAAGAACACAACAGGAGCAUUCUUGACUACUCUAAACUUAAUGAUAAUAUUCUGAAGAAGUAUAAAUUAAGCAGGUCGAAAAGACUCAAGAGUUUUAAAAAUUUAUCCUCAAUGCAAAAUGAAAUCGUUGAUGAUAAGACUAUUUUCAAUAACUUCACCUACGAUCUACUGAUGGACACAAGAUACAUCGAUCUUUACCAAUACGUUCCAGUGAUUUAUAGAGACAUAAACCAGCCUUUUAAACAAGAAUAUAGAGACUCAGAAUUUGUACGGAAAUGAACUGACCUAGCUUAUUUUUAUAACAUCAACGAUUUCUUCAACACUAAAGUUGACCAAAGAAUGUCUGUGAUCCGUAGAAUGGAUUACACCUUCAAGAAGAUGGGAUCCCUGUCUAUAAAAUCUGUAUAAAUAAAGUUUCAAUUAUCACGACCAUUUUUGG